Crotalus tigris (Tiger rattlesnake) is the source of this 1730-nucleotide messenger RNA. RefSeq names its product DNA damage regulated autophagy modulator 1 (gene DRAM1). The record is from RefSeq and is a predicted model, not a curated record. Lineage: Eukaryota; Metazoa; Chordata; Lepidosauria; Squamata; Viperidae. Bases 609 to 1448 code for a protein of 279 amino acids. Gene Ontology annotation, biological process: regulation of autophagy. Gene Ontology annotation, cellular component: lysosome. The transcript is spliced from 7 exons.
UUGCACAAUGUUAAGAAGUCAGAGCCAAGUCAGCUAAGAGUGAAGGGGAACCGUUUUGCUGAGUUGGUUGGGAGGCAUCGGCGGCUCCUCAGAGUUUCGCUUUGAGCCUGCCCCAAGGGGAUGUGGGUUUGCUGCGCUAACAGUCAAACUGCCGUGCCCGGAGCUUUUGUACCAGCGGGAAAAGCCAGCUUAAUUUUCGCGGAGGAGAGAAAGCAACCUCCCGCCGCUGGUGAGGCGGGAAAGCCCGUCUUCACCCCGACGGGUUUUCCCUACUCGUAGUUAGGGAAACUUCUGGCGGGGUGGGGGGCGAGGAAGGUCGGAGCAGAACGACAGGACGGGGCGGGGGCGGCUGCCUGACCUGCCACGAGGACUUCGUGUCCGCGACCUGAGCGGGAAGGGAAGAGCUCGUGGCUGGGCGGGGGUACGGAGGCAAGCUCACGGGGGAAAAGACCUCCGCAGCCUGGGCCGCCCUCUGGAAGGAAGCGCCCCCGGAGGGAGCGGUUUCUCUUCCUCUUCUCGAAGGGACGCCUCGGGGCGGCUUCGUCCUGCCCCCCCCCACUCCUCCUCCUCCACUCCCGAGUUAAAGUUUUGUGACUUCAGCCGCUUUUAUGACUUCAGCCACUUGGCGGAUCUUAGUAACCCCUAUGAGCUGGCGGGGCCUCUCUGCCUCCAGGCCUGGUGGCGGGGAAAGGCAGCCGCUAAUCCCGCGGGGUGUUCGCUGGUGGCGCAGGAUGCCCUGCUUCCCGCAAGGCGCAGCCUUCAUUCCCACGUUCCUGGUCUCCUGGUCGUCGGCUGCGUUCAUCCUCUCCUACGCGAUCGCCGUGCUCAGCGGCCAUGUGGAGCCGCUCUUCCCGUAUAUCAGUGAUACAGGAGCAAAACCUCCAGAAAGCGGUAUCUUUGGAUUUAUGAUUAAUGUUUCUGCAUUCUUAGGUGUAGUUACAAUGUAUACAAAAUAUUUAAUUGUCAAGAAACAAAAUGAUGUGACACAUUUUGUUUCCCCUUGUUUCAACUUAUUGACAUUGUAUGUUGGAAUUCUGGGUUCUGUUGGACUGGGCAUUGUUGCAAGUUUUCAGGAGUUAGCAGUUCCUGCUGUCCAUGAUGGGGGAGCUCUUUUGGCUUUUGUCUCUGGUGCUCUCUACAUUCUUCUUCAGACAAUUAUCUCUUACAAAUCACGUCCACAAUGGAGCACCCCAUGUGUAUGUCACACAAGAUUAUUCCUCUCUGUAAUGGCUUGGGUAGCUGUCAUUCCCAUGAUUGCAUGUGCUUCAUUAAUAUCCAUAACAAAAAUAGAUUGGAAUCCAGGUGAAAAGGAUUAUGUGUACCAUUUUGUAAGUGCAAUCUGCGAAUGGACAGUAGCCUUCAGCUUUGUGUUCUUCUUCUUAACAUAUAUCAGAGAUUUUCAGGGAGUCACCAUACAGAUAUUAACAGAAAUUCAUGGAAACCACUGACCACUUUUUCUUAGCUGGAUUUAGGAAGGGGAGGGGAAUAUAAAGAAAAUGUUGCAGUGGCCAAGGUUGACCUGGCAUGAACCUGAUGCAUCACUGCUGCAAAUUUUGUAAUCAUUGUCAAAAAAAAAAUGUGUUUUUAAUUUUAGGGUAUUUUCCUAUGUAACCUAUCUACUAAUAAUCUUUUGUAUUAUAAAUACAUUUUCUGUUUUUUUAAAGUUUUUUAAAAGAGGACCUCUGAAAUAUGUAAUCACCAAGGAAUAAAUGUUUAUCUGUUACAAUCUU